AUGGCGCCCUCCAAAUCUCGCGCUCAAGACGACUCCAAGUCGGAGACACCGACUGGCAAAGACAAGAACGGUGGCCAUGGCCAUUCGACAUCGUCGUCUACCAAGAUUCGCCGUGUGGGAAGCUCGACCGGCUCCCAGCUCAAGGAGACCACCAACGCUUCCAGCCUGCCCACCGCCCCGGCCGCGCCCGCAGUCUCCCAGACCACGGCUCCCACAGGGCUACAAUGGUCCUCCUUCGACCGCAACGUCCUCCACUCCUACCGUCGAGUCUACCGUCUCAACACCCCGACCGCCUUUGUCCACGACUACAACCGACGAAUCUUGACACAGCCGGGCAGCAUCGGCCUGCGAUCCCCGAGCAUGGCGAGAAAGCUAGACCUCAGACGACAAAGCAAAGAGCAGUUGGCGACUACAGCGCGGAAACACUUCAACAGCAUCGGCAUUCAAGAGAACGAUGUCAUUGUCGACUUCCUCCACAAGGUGCGGAACAAAGACGCCGCGGACCUGAUGCCCAGAAGAGCAGACCACUUCGGCCUUGAAAUGGAGAGUUGA
Thyridium curvatum is the source of this 552-nucleotide messenger RNA. RefSeq lists its product as uncharacterized. The record is from RefSeq and is a predicted model, not a curated record. Gene Ontology annotation, molecular function: protein binding; transcription coregulator activity. The transcript is spliced from 2 exons. Gene Ontology annotation, cellular component: histone deacetylase complex. Bases 1 to 552 code for a protein of 183 amino acids. Gene Ontology annotation, biological process: regulation of DNA-templated transcription. NCBI's taxonomy places the organism in Eukaryota, Fungi, Ascomycota, Sordariomycetes, Thyridiales, Thyridiaceae.